AUGGCGGACGACGACUCGGCACCGGCACCGGCACCGGCACCGGCCACGACCAGGGUCAGUGUCAGUGUCAGUGGCAGUGUCAUGGCCAGCAGUACAUCGGAACCUGCCCAGUCCACCUCGGCUCAGGACACGACUGCUGCUCCGAUCGCCUCCGCAGCUGCUCCCGAGACAGAGCCCGUGCAGGAGCCGGUCGACGAGCCGAAGCUUGAACCGGUGCUAGCGCCCGAGCUCGAGACAACGGCCCAGCUGGUCGAGGCACCCGUAUCCGUAUCGUCACGACCCAAGAUCGACAUCUCGUCUCUCGAAAGACCCAUCGUCGACGAGGAGAGGCUGGUCACGCCCGAGGGACCGCCGGAGGACGAGGUGCAAGCACUCGAUCGAUUCGCCUCGGACGCGACGACGACCCGACUGGGCGCCGCGACGGGCACCUCCACCACCACAGCCACCGCCGAGCACGUUCAGCCGCGCUCCGAGAUCGAUCGCGCCGACGCAACACCAUCACCACCAUCUAGGGGUGAGAUCGGCCAGCUCGACGCGGCGAAUGGCAUAGUCGAGACCCCCGAUGGACCACCUAUCGAGCACGCCUCCGAGCAAUCGCCGUCGACACGAGCCAGCGCCACGUCGACGAACGACGACCCGUUGGCACCCGAGCGGUCCUUAUCCGAGCCCCCGAUCACCCCCUCAGAGUUCGAGGACGUGCAACUGUCGACAUCAACCCCGGUCGCACUACCCGCUUCCGUCUUGGCCGACGCUGCCGCCGCCGUGGCCGAGGGCGACCCCCAGCCGGCCCGGUCCCAGACACCUCCCCCGGCCUUGCCGACCAAACCGAACCCGACACCCGAACGAGUCGCGUCCCCAUCUGUGCCCGUGCACGGCUCUCCUUCGUCUCGCGUCGUGUCUUCGACUUCGAGCCCUAGAAUCGACUCUGCAGAAUCGCAGCCGCACAGGUCCUCGAUCGCGUCGACGACGACCAUCUCGGCGCCAGGAUCCCAGUCGCUCGUCUCGGGCAUCCUUGUCAUCUCGGCCCUUGAAACGAUCGGAGCUUCAAAAGAGGCAAAGAAAUCCAAGCCGCUCAAGGAUGCGGUCGACGUCGCAUUGGAAGCACUCAAACACCCUCAGGGCUCCACCUCCGCAGGCUCAGGCGCAGGCUCGGAUGGAACCGUCGAUCCUCAUCUCGUCUUUGAACCUCUACGGCUGGCCUGCGAGUCCAAGUCGUUGCCCCUGAUGAUCACCGCCCUUGACUGCAUCGGCAAACUCGUCUCGUAUGACUUCUUCGUCGACCAGCGUCCGCCGUCGCACUAUGCUGUCAAUGACGCCGCCUCGGCUACGAACGACGAGGGCGAAUCAGUGGGUUCCGCCAAUGUGCCCAUCGACCAGAUCCCUCUCGCCGAUUUGGUCACCUCGACCGUGUGCGAUUGCUUCUCCCCUUCUCCCGCCGGCGCGGCCUCGAAUUCGACCUCGGCCGGUGGAGCGGGUGCGACGACCCCACACGACACACUACUGCUUCGUCUCUUGUCUUCCCUCUUGUCCCUCAUCCUGUCGACCUCGCUCGAAGUUCAUCAAUCAUCUUUGCUCAAAGCCGUCAGGACGGUUUACAACGUCUUCCUUCUCGGAAGACCGGGGACCGUCCAAACCGUGGCUCAAGCGACGCUCGGGCAAAUCGUCGGAGGCGUAUUCGGUCGCAUCAAGCUCGGACCGCAGUCUUUGAUCCCGGGGGACGUCACGCCUGCCACGGCUGCUGGCUCGGUCAACGGCAAGAGCGGGUAUUCGAGUCGUAACGGAAGUCUUGCCGGCAGCAAGGCCGAUUUGGCCAGUGUCGAGGAGGAGGGUGAAGCUACCAAAGAGAAGGCUGACGUUGCAGAGGAGAAUCAGACCGAGAAGGAGUCGGAAUCCCUCGAGGCUCCACAACUCGUGGUUAAAGAGGCCGUUGUAGAAGGGGAGACCUCGGAGGUGAAAAAAGAAGAGGCCGGGACUGAAGCUUCCACAUCGGCACCUGCACUUGAGAAUGUCAACACGUGAGUGAUCCGCACGCAUAUAGGGGGAUGUCGGUCGGCUGGCUGAUGCAAUGCGCUUUCGCGGCUGUAGUGCGACCACGGAUAGCCAGCGCUCGUUCGAAGGAACGCCGAUUACGGCUGGGGGUGACGUGACCGUCAAUAGGAACGACCUCUACAUCAAGGAUGCCUUCUUGGUGUUCCGAGCCCUCUGCAAGCUCUCGAUGAAGCCGCUGGGAAGCGAUAGGUACGUGUCCUUGGCUGUACCCCUCGACUGAACGCAACGACGCUGACAUUCGACACUCCUAUAAAAUCAUGCAGCGAGCGCGAUUUGAAAUCCCAUGCCAUGAGGUCCAAGCUCCUCUCGCUUCAUCUCGUCUUGAACAUCGUCAACAACUAUCUCCCCGCCUUUGUCGACCCCCACGUUUCCAUCAUCUCCUCGACCUCGCGCGACCGCACUCCCUUCAUUCAGGCGAUCAAACAGUACCUCUGUCUCGCGCUCUCACGAAAUGCGGUCUCCCCCGUCAUCCAGGUCUUUGAGCUAAGUUGCGAGAUCUUUUGGCGCGUGCUCCAGGGGUUGCGAACCAAGCUCAAGAAGGAGAUCGAGGUGCUAUUGAACGAGAUCUUCUUGCCCAUCCUCGAGAUGCGCAACUCGACGAUCAAACAAAAAUCGAUCCUGCUCGCCGUCUUUGGUCGGGUCUCGCAAGACCCGCAGGCGUUGGUCGAUAUCUACCUCAACUAUGACUGCGAUCGCUCAUCACUGGAGAAUAUCUAUGAGAGGCUGAUCAACAUCGUGUCAAAGUUGGGGACGACGCAGUUCCCUGCUUCGACGGACGGUAAGGCUGCAGCACAGCCCUCGGCAGCCUCAACGUCCCCUUUCCCUACCCCGGGUCCAACGCUGUCGGACGAUUCCCGCAUGACCGACCCUGCUCUAUCCCACCUCACCCCGGAGAUGCACCUCAAGCGGCAGGCACUCGAGGCGCUCGUCACGGUCCUGCGAUCGCUCGUCUCGUGGGCCGCCCGAGGGGGCGCGACGACGACGACGAUGACCGGGUCCGAAUUGAAUGGGUCGAUGAACGCCAACCUCCCGCCGACACCGCGCUCGGAAGAGGCAGAUACCGACUACUCCGACACCCCGCGUCGUUCGCUCGGCGCUGCUCCUGCAUCUGUCGAUCUCUCUCGGUCACGAGCUCAGACACCCGACGUCGUGCCCGCCGACGAUCCAAGUCGGUUCGAGAAUGCCAAGCAGCGCAAGACGACCCUGUUGGAAGGUAUCAAAAAAUUCAACUUCAAGCCGAAACGGGGUGUGUCGUUCUUGAUCGAGACUGGCUUCAUUCGCUCGAGUGAGCCUAAGGAUGUGGCCCGCUUCUUGCUCCACGCCGAUGGGCUCGACAAGGCGCAGAUUGGCGAGUACCUGGGCGAAGGCGACGCGGAGAACAUUGCGACGAUGCACGCCUUCGUCGACCUCAUGGAUUUCACCAACACGGCUUUCGUGGAUGCCUUGCGCGCGUUCCUACAAUCGUUCCGACUUCCCGGCGAAGCGCAAAAGAUCGAUCGGUACAUGCUCAAGUUCGCCGAGAGGUACACGGCGGGCAACCCUGGUGUCUUUGCGAAUGCCGAUACGGCUUACAUCCUCGCUUUCUCGGUCAUCUUGCUCAACACGGACGCGCACAACCCUCAGGUCAAGAAACCCAUGUCCAAAGUCGAGUUCAUCCGCAACAACCGCGGUAUCGACGACGGCAACGAUUUGGAUGAGGCCUUGCUCGUCGAUAUCUACGACGAGAUCAACCGCAACGAGAUCCGCAUGAAGGACGAGGUCGAAGCCGCUGGGCCUCAGGGAGGUGCAGGCGGGAUCGCGAACGCGUUGGCUACGGUCGGACGAGACUUGCAACGCGAGCAAUACGUCUGGCAGUCCGAAGGGAUGGUCAACAAGACCGAGGCCUUGUUCCGCACGCUCGUACGAGGUCAACGAAGGGGAGCAUCGGCCGCGUCCGCUCAAUUCUACUCGGCUUCUCACUUUGAACACGUCAAGCCCAUGUUCGAGGUCGUGUGGAUGCCCUUCUUGGCUGGGAUCUCAGCGCCUUUACAAACGACGGACGAUAUGGAUCUGAUCACGCUGAGUCUACAAGGGUUCAAGCAAGCGAUCAAGAUCGUCUGCUUGUUCGACCUCGAACUGGAGCGCAAUGCUUUUGUCACGACCUUGGCCAAAUUCACCUUCCUCAACGACUUGGGGGAGAUGAAGGCCAAGAACGUCGAAGCGAUCAAGACUUUGUUGGACGUCGCGAUGGUCGAUGGCAACUACCUCAAGGGGUCGUGGCGGGAAGUCGUCACGUGCGUUAGUCAGUUGGAGAGGUUCCAGUUGAUUGCGCAGGGUGUCGACUCGCAGGCUGUUCCUGAGUUGGGGCGGAAACCGUGAGUACUGCAGCUCGUGAUGAACUCCUGUAUUCAGCUACUUAUCUCAUUCUUUUGUCCUUCAGAUCGACAACGAGUCGAAGAUCGACGCUCACAUCGAGGGCACGCAAUUCACGCCCCACGGAGCAAGUCGCCCUCGAGACACGCUCUCAGCACAUUACCAUCACGGCGGAUAUGAUCUUUUCAUCGACACCGAACCUAUCCGGUACCGCAAUCGUCGAUUUCGUACGAGCGCUGAGCGAAGUCUCGUGGGAGGAGAUUCAAGCCUCUGGCUUGGCCGAGCAACCGCGCGUGUUCUGCUUGCAGAAGCUGGUUGAGAUUUCGUACUACAACAUGAACCGUAUCCGACUCGAGUGGUCGCAGAUUUGGCUUAUUCUUGGCGAACACUUCAACCAGGUCAGUCACGAUGCACGAGGCUUAUCUCGCUUCCCUUAUGGAUGCUCUCUGACCCUACUGCUCUCCCGCCUCAGGUCACAUGUCACACCAACGCCAAAGUCAGCUUCCUCGCGCUCGACUCGCUGCGCCAGCUCGCGAUGCGUUUCCUCGAAAAGGAGGAACUCGCCAACUUCCGCUUCCAAAAAGACUUCCUUAAGCCGUUCGAGUACGCCAUGGUGCACAACAACAACCCCGAUGCGCGCGAUAUGGUCCUGCAGUGCCUGCACCAGAUGAUCCAAGCGCGCGUGCAGAACCUGCGAUCGGGUUGGCGGACGAUGUUUGGCGUCUUCGCUGCCGCUGCCAAGGUCUUGAACGAGCGUAUCGCGGUACAGGCGUUCGACAUCGUGCAACGCGUCAAUCGCGAGCAUUUUGCUCGUAUCGUCGAGUACGGCUCGUUCGCGGAUUUGACGGUGUGCGUGACCGAUUUUUGCAAGAUCAGCAAAUACCAGCGCGUGAGCUUGCAGGCGAUCGAAUUGGUCAAGGCGUUGAUCCCGAUGAUGCUCGAGUGCCCGCAAUGCCCCUUGAGUGAGAACGCGAUCGUCAAGUCCGAGGCGUCACCGAAUGAUGAUCCGAUGCUCAAGUUCUGGUUCCCGAUCCUGUUUGGGUUCUAUGAUGUUAUCAUGAACGCUGAGGACCUUGAGGUCCGGAAACGGUGAGUAAUAAAUGCUUGAGCCGAAGACGACGAAGCCGUCUGAUAUCGUGUUUCCCACCUCACAGAGCCCUGGAUUAUUUGUUCGAGACGCUCAAAACGCACGGCUCAAAGUUCCCACCCGAGUUCUGGGAUACGAUCUGCAAGGAGGUGCUCUUCCCCAUUUUUGCGGUCCUGCGCUCGCGAUCGGAUGUUUCGCGCUUCAGUACGCACGAGGACAUGAGCGUGUGGUUGUCGACGACUAUGAUUCAGGCGUUGCGCAACCUCGUCGAUCUGUUCUCGUUCUACUUCGAUGCGCUGGCACGGAUGCUGGAUCGGUUGUUGGACUUGUUGUGCGAGUGCAUUUGCCAAGGUACGCUGGUUUUGAGCUCCAGGGGUGGUGACGAGGUGUGCACGCGAGUUCAUCCCCACCGCACUCUUGCUUACUACAGAAAACGACACACUCGCACGCAUAGGCACGUCUUGCCUCCAACAGUUGCUCGAGAACAACGUCGAAAAGCUCUCGCCCGCGCGGUGGGAGCGCAUCGUCUCGACCUUUGUUCAGCUCUUCAAGACAACGACUGCGUUCCAGCUCUUUGACGAGAAUCUUCUCUUGCCCGAGUCGACGGACACACCUGCCGAAUCGACGGAUUCCGCGGCGGCUGCCGCGAACGGCUUCGUCGCUCCUACACCCCUUUCCCCUCCGACCGAGGAUGUGCCACACGUUCGCGCACCGGUCACGGAUCGUCGACGCAUCUUCCGACAGAUCAUUGUCAAGUGCGUAUUGCAAUUGCUGCUGAUCGAGACGACGCACGAGCUCUUACAGCAUGAACGAGUGUACACGACGAUCCCGCCGGCCGAAUUGCUCAAACUCAUGUCGGCGCUCGACGACUCGUACCGAUUCGCAAGAAAGUUCAACGCCGACAAGCCGUUGCGGAUGGCCUUGUGGAAAGUUGGCUUCAUGCGCGAUUUGCCGAAUUUGUUGAGGCAAGAGUCGACAAGUGCGGCUACGUUGGUCAAUGUGUUGUUGCGGAUGUACAACGACUCGUCGACGGCCGAACAUGUCGGCAAGCGGGCUGAGGUUGUCGAGGUGUUUGCUCCGUGAGUUGUUGAAUCGGGUAAAUCAGAUCGCAAUCAAUACCGAGACUGACUCUGAACUUUUGACCACAGAUUGGGUCUCGAUGUCCUAGCCAACUACGUCUCCCUGAACCCGGACUCGCAAGCUCGUAACAUCGCGGCGUGGACCCCCGUCUGCGCCGAAAUCCUCCAAGGGUUCUGUUCGCUCGAAGACGAGGCGUUCAAAGCGCAAUUGGCACGACUGUACCCGCUCGUGACCAACACGUUGGUGAGGGAUAUGGAUCCGACUGUUCGCGAGUGCGUGCGAGCUGUGUACGUGCGGAUAGGUCGGAGUGUGCUUGGGAUUGGAGGUGCCGACUCGGCUGGCACAUCGACGACUGGGCCCGCUGCGGUGGUCGAAGAGGCUGUCACGUCGUCGUAG
Microbotryum saponariae is the source of this 6964-nucleotide messenger RNA. The record is from the annotation of a GenBank genome assembly. NCBI's taxonomy places the organism in Eukaryota, Fungi, Basidiomycota, Microbotryomycetes, Microbotryales, Microbotryaceae.